Spodoptera littoralis (African cotton leafworm) is the source of this 695-nucleotide messenger RNA. The record is from the annotation of a GenBank genome assembly. Lineage: Eukaryota; Metazoa; Arthropoda; Insecta; Lepidoptera; Noctuidae.
AAUAAGAACACGCAAGAUUAAUAAUCUGUGGACAUGAUUUAACAGUUUUGACAAUUUUGACAGCAAACAGUUUGACAGAGAAAGAUUCGUCGGCGUACCUUGCCUGUGAUAUUUUCAAAACGAUUUUCUCGCUUUUAUUGAAAUAGUAAACGAAAAGAAGUUUUAAAUCUACUUAUAAAUUAAUCAGUUGAUUAUAAAAAUAUCAAAAUGAGUUUUGGUCUGCCUCCGUUGAAAGUAAAACCUGAACAUGUCAGUAAUAUUGAGCCCCAGGAAGGCCCAUUUGGAGUGCCCAACCCUCUGGUGGCCGGUAUGGCUGCUACGAAGUCCAAACUUGGCAUGUCUCACCCGAUAGAAAUAUCUGAGAGAAAUUAUCAUUUAAAUCAGGAAAAGAUGAACAUGGCUAUGCUCCGUAACAUCCAGGGUCUGCAUGCGCCACUCAAACUCACCAUGGAAAUGAAGUUCACUAACAAAGUUGGGCACCUUCCUUUCCUGCAGAGGUCAAACUUCCAGCACGAUGUGUUGACUGGCAAACACUUGGAUAUUGGUUUUGAAGACAUUCUGAACACUCCAGAGAUGUGUGAAGUAGCUGGUCAGCCCCAUGCUGUUGUAGAGCGAUCUCUCGGAAUACUGUGAGCUAGUUAUUUUAGGUUUCUCUGUAUUGUACUGCUGAUUUUUAAUAAAAACUUAUACUAAUA